Marmota flaviventris (yellow-bellied marmot) is the source of this 1954-nucleotide messenger RNA. It is a transcript of the gene Igfals, whose product is annotated as insulin like growth factor binding protein acid labile subunit. Lineage: Eukaryota; Metazoa; Chordata; Mammalia; Rodentia; Sciuridae. Gene Ontology annotation, molecular function: protein binding. The record is from RefSeq and is a predicted model, not a curated record.
AUGGCCUGCAGGGAAGGAGGCCCAGCCCUGCUGGCACUGCUGGUCUCCUGGACAGCACUGGGCCCCUGUGGCCUGGGUGGAGCAGAGCCCAGAGUGCUGGCAGACACCGAGGGCCCACAGUGCCCGGCCAUCUGCAUCUGCAGCUAUGAGGACGACACGGGGGAGCUCAACGUUUUCUGCAGCUCGAGGAACCUCACGCACCUGCCCAUCGGUAUCCCAGAUGGCACCAGGGCCCUGUGGCUUGAUGGCAACAACCUCUCUUCCAUCCCCCCAGCGGCCUUCCAGAACCUGUCCAACCUGGACUUCCUCAACCUGCAGGGCAACCGUCUGAGUGGCCUGGAGCCACAGACGCUCCUGGGCCUGCAGAACCUGUACCACCUUCACCUGGAGAGGAACCAGCUGCGGAGCCUGGCAGCUGGCUCGUUCGUGCACACACGCAGCCUGGCCUCGCUCAGCCUCGGCAACAACCUGCUCGGCAGGCUGGAGGAGGGCCUCUUCCAGGGCCUCCCACAUCUCUGGGACCUCAACCUCGGCUGGAACAGCCUGGUUGUGCUGCCUGACACGGUGUUCCAGGGCCUGGGCAGCCUCCGUGAGCUGGUGCUGGCUGGCAACAAGCUGGCCUACCUGCAGCCGGCGCUCUUCUGCGGCCUGGGAGAGCUGCGGGAGCUGGAUCUGAGCAGGAACGCACUGCGCAGCAUAAAGGCCAGCGUCUUCGUGAAGCUGCCCCGGCUGCAAAAGCUCCACCUGGACCGCAACCUCAUCACAGCCCUGGCCCCUGGAGCCUUCUUGGGCAUGAGGGCGCUGCGCUGGCUGGAUCUGUCGCACAACCGUGUGGCCAGCCUCCCAGAGGACGCCUUCCCUGGCCUGCUGGGCCUGCACGUGCUGCGCCUGGCACACAAUGCCAUUGGCAGCCUCCGGCCUCGCACCUUCAAGGACCUGCACUUCCUGGAAGAGCUGCAGCUGGGGCACAACCGCAUCCGGCAGCUGGCAGAGAAGACGUUUGAGGGCCUAGGGCAGCUGGAGGUGCUCACGCUCAACGACAACCAGAUCCAGGAGGUCAAGGCGGGUGCCUUCCUCGGCCUCUUCAAUGUGGCUGUUGUGAACCUCUCUGGCAACUGCCUGCGGACCCUCUCAGGACAGGUGUUCCGGGGCCUGGCCACACUGCACAGCCUUCACCUGGAGGGCAGCUGCCUGGGCCGUCUGGGCCCCCAGACCUUCGCAGGCCUAUCAGGGCUGCGCAGGCUCUUCCUCAAGCGCAGUGGCAUCUCCAGCCUUGAGGAGCGGAGCCUGGGAGGGCUGCACUCGCUCCAGGAGCUGGAUCUUACCUCCAACCAGCUCUCACACCUGCCCGGGGGGCUCUUCCAGGGCCUCAGCCAGCUGGAGUACCUGCUGCUCUCCGGCAACCAGCUAUCAGCCCUGCCUGCAGACCUCCUGCGGCCCCUGCAGCGGGCCUUCUGGCUGGACCUCUCUCACAACCGCCUGGAAGUGCUGCCUGAGGGCCUCUUCUCCACACUGGGCCAGUUGCGCUACCUCAGUCUCAGGAACAACUCCCUGCAGACCUUCCUGCCACAGCCUCCAGGCCUGGAGCGCCUGUGGCUUGAGGGCAAUCCCUGGGACUGUCGCUGCCCACUCCAGGCGCUAAGGGACUUUGCCCUGCAGAACCCCAGUGUUGUGCCCCGCUCUGUCCAGGCUGUCUGUGAGGGUGACGACUGCCAGCCCAGGUACACUUACAACAACAUCACCUGUGCCAGCCCUGCCAACGUCUCGGGCCUCGACCUGCGGGAUGUUGGCGAGGACCACUUUGCACACUGCUGAGCCAGGGCUCCUGGCUUGGCACCCCUGCCCAGCUUGCCCUGCCCAUUCACUGUCCUCAGCUCCUGGGCUGCUCAUUCACUGGGGCUAGCAGUCCUGGCAGCUCAGGAUGCUUGGGUGGGCGCAAGCUUGUAUGUUCCCA